UCUGUAUUGAUCUUCAUGUUUUGGGGGCCAACGCAGAGACACGAUGAUGACAUUGGAUGUGUGGCAGCCUUGCUCGCUCUUCGCUUCUCGCAAUAAUACAGCCUGUUGAUUAAUCUAUUCCAUCCUGUUGUGACGCGACUGUGUCUCCGAUGAUUGUCAACACCAAGACACCUCAGCUCAACGCAAUUGAAUUGACUUGACUUGAAUUCACCGCUCUCUCCCAUUGCCCAUCACCCCGUCGCGAUUCAAUCCCAGGUUCCUGCACAUUGCGUCCUCUCAGGCAACCCACCCAUCAUGUCUUCACCAUCCUCCCUUGGCUCGGUCCUCGUCAUCGGCGGUUGCGGGGGCCUGGGUUCUCAACUCGUCAAGCAGCUCCUCGAAUCCAAAGAAGCCACCUCCCUCUCCGUCCUUGACAUCUCCCUUGAACGCAACCGCGUCUCAGGUGUCACAUACUACAAGGGCAGUGUGAGCUCCCGCGAGGACGUCCUGUCCGCAUUGAACAAUGCGCAACCCAAGGUCAUCUUCCAUGUCGCGUCCCCGCACCUGAUGCACCAGAGCGCGACGCCCAAGCUCUUCGAAGAGGUCAACAUCCUCGGCACCCAGAACCUGCUGGAUUGCAUCUACGAGAGCGGCGUCCCCAAGGUACUGGUCUACACGUCCAGCACAGGCAUCGUGCACAAUGGGUACACAGACAUCAUCAGAGCGACCGAGGACGUACCCAUCUGCUUCUUCCCCGAGCAGACCGAACCUCUCCAGUACUACGCGCACACCAAAGGCAAAGCCGAAGUCAUGAUCCGCGAAGCCAACCGCAAGCACGGCCUCCUCACCGUCGCCCUGCGCUGCACGACCCUCUACGGCGAAGGCGACAACACCACGAUCCCGCAGAUGGUCGGCAACGCGCAGUCCGGGCGCGGCAAGAUGCAAGUCGGCGACGGCAAGAACCUCUUCGACUUCACGUACACAGGCAACGCCGCCUACGCGCACCGGCUCGCCGCGCGGAAACUCCUCGCCGUCGACCCCACACUCCCUCCUCCCCCUACAACAUCCGACGACCGCAUCGACGGCGAGGUCUUCUUCCUGACCAACGACGAGCCGUGGCCAUUUUGGGACUUCGUGCGCGCGGUCGGGACGGCGGCGGGGUGUGGCGUGCGGCGCGAGGAUGUGCGCGUCACGCCGAUUUGGGUGUACUACGCUAUCGCUGUCGUUGCGGAGUGGGCGGUUUGGCUGUUCACGCUCGGGAGGAAGGAAUCGCAGAUCAAUCGAAAGAUGAUACGGUUCUUUAGCAUGACGAAUACGUUCAACGUGACGAAGGCGAAGACGAGGUUGGGGUAUAAGCCGCAGUGGAGCACGCAGGAGGGUAUCGAUCGUGCGGUCAAGGCGUAUCUCGACAGCGAGGAGAAGAAGAAGGAGGGGAAGAAGAGUAAGUAG
Aaosphaeria arxii CBS 175.79 is the source of this 1428-nucleotide messenger RNA. RefSeq names its product sterol-4-alpha-carboxylate 3-dehydrogenase. Gene Ontology annotation, biological process: steroid biosynthetic process. The coding region runs from base 295 to 1428 and encodes 377 amino acids. Gene Ontology annotation, molecular function: 3-beta-hydroxy-Delta5-steroid dehydrogenase (NAD+) activity. The record is from RefSeq and is a predicted model, not a curated record. Lineage: Eukaryota; Fungi; Ascomycota; Dothideomycetes; Pleosporales. The transcript has 2 exons.